Messenger RNA from Corticium candelabrum, 2213 nucleotides. RefSeq lists its product as uncharacterized. Bases 521 to 2014 code for a protein of 497 amino acids. The transcript is spliced from 6 exons. Gene Ontology annotation, molecular function: protein binding. The record is from RefSeq and is a predicted model, not a curated record. Lineage: Eukaryota; Metazoa; Porifera; Homoscleromorpha; Homosclerophorida; Plakinidae.
ACGGGAUUUCUUGAAACGGGAUUUCUCAGAACGGGACACUCCGUUACAUUUUCACUUGUCUUCAAUGGGAUAUUAACUAACAAUCAAUAAUCUAAAUCAGCCCGAGCAAAAUGUUAUCCAAGUUUCUGCUGCCCAGAUAUCUACCUCUGACGAGCAACUAGGAAAUUUAAGCCCUGCUUAUGUUGUUAGUAGACAUGGUGUCAAACAAUAUAGAAUAGCUGCACCAUGCUGCUUUAUAACAACCAACAUGAUGCCUCAGACUUGUUGAUAGGAAGUCCCUUUCUGAACCCUCGCUAUGUGCCACAUGUACAAAUGUGAUGGUGUCUUGUCAUUGUUCCACAAGCUAGUUUUAUUUUAAAGACUAAUGGUUUUAGGUUACUUAUGAGAGAUAACUGGUCAGAUAGAUUGUCAAUUAUAGUAAUUAGCAGAUGUUGUAUGUGUGCUCUCACCAAUUCCAGUCCAUUCAUACAGUUUGCAAUUGCUAAGUAUGUAAUUAUUUUCUUGACGUACUGACCAACUGAUGACAUAUAGUACUAUUUGUGAAAUGAAUGAUCAAGUUUCUGUCUGUAUCUUUACUGCUCUGCAACACCAAUGUGCUGUAAAUGAGAGACUUAAAAGGACUGGAAUACAAUGCAGACAAUUUGCUAAGAUUGGUGAUACCAAACUCAAACUUUGCAGUAAACCAAGUCUUUGUACAGACAAGUGUUGGUACUUGAUACCUAUUCAUCGUAGUUUUAAUUGCAAAGACUACUGGCAUCCUGAAGAUAUUCCUUGGAUACUGGAGUCAUUUGAUAAACUUUUGAAGUUUGGACAUGUCAUAUGGAUGUGUCAUCGCAUUCUCCAUGAUGGGAAAUGGAAGUGGAUACAAGCCCAGUCCAGAGUGGUUGCCAAUCAAUACUUGGAUACAACCGUCUCAUUUGUCAGUGAGGAAGUCGGCAAGAGAGCACUGAUGUUACGAGGUUCCCAUGAAAGGGAAAACAGUUCUUCUGGUGUAGAAGCUUAUCUAAGUCAGCAAACAGUUGCAUCGCUUUCAUUGCAAAUAGAUGGAUUCAGUGAUUGUUAUCUAGAAAAGCCUGUACCAUCUAUGUCCCCUGCUUAUUUGUCAGACAAUUAUUCAAUGAGCGAAGAGACUGCUCGGUUUCAUAAUUCCAAGGAUGCUCAGCCAUUGCAACCGAAUUUGUCUGAUAAUGCACAAAGUCGGAACUCCCUAUUCUCACGCAGCAGUCUCAGACAUUCUUUGACUUCACAGUGUGCUCCACUCCAACAACUGCAUAAGACCCACUGUUCACCUGCAGAAAAUUGUUUUACAGACACUUCUUGUAGGUGGUCUUGUAGUGAUUGCUCUUCUACAUCUACUAUGAGUCAUGGAGAGGUGGAUUCAUUGUUUGGUGGGUUUGACUGUCUCGACGAUGACCCAAAUCUUGGAAUUGAGAGUGUAAUUGUCAACAGUAAUGUAGUGAAGAUUGAAUUCCCGUCAUGGAAUUUACAUUGCCCCACAUAUGCAAUGUCUUCAGGGUCCUCUGUUAAUGAUUCACUAGUAACAAGCAAUCAAGAAACUAUAUCUGACUCUGUGUCAAAGAGACAUUUGGUUGACACAGCUUGUAUCAGCGUGCCUCCUAAGUUUACAUGGUGUCCAGCUCCUACAAGAAAUCUGUUUAUGGAUACGUCACAUCAACACUUCGGUUACUUCAACGAACGACAACCAGCUCCUAUGUUUAGUGAGGCAGUGUUUGCAGAGAAGUGGAAUGAGAGAAGCCACACUCAUUCUGGUAGUGUUUUAACUGAUGACCUUCGGUCUACUGAUGUCACAACUUUUUGUUCUAUUUCUACUUGUGCUCAUCAUCCUGUGUAUGCUAUUCAAAUGCCUAAUAGUACUCCUGAAACUGAGACUGAUAGAGCUAUUGAGGAUGUUUGCAACGAAGAUUUUGGGGACCUACAACCGUUAACUUGGGAUUGGACAGUUGGAAUUGACGUCAACACAGCACUUCACCAAGACAAAACUACUUGUUACUAAAUUACAUCUACUGCUUUGGGUUUAAUUGGGUCAUUUCAUUCAGCAACAACUUCUACACUGACAGGCAAGUAGGUGGAAUACACUAUAGCCACUGUAACAGAUUGGUUGUAAACAAAGUUUUAUUUAUGAAUGAAAUAACAUUUCUAUAGACAAGCAGUGAAUUUAAUUUAAAUAGAAGACACAAACCUUGCCUUUAGAA